Messenger RNA from Varanus komodoensis (Komodo dragon), 1020 nucleotides. Its product is annotated as melanin-concentrating hormone receptor 1-like. Gene Ontology annotation, cellular component: membrane; neuron projection. The transcript has a single exon. The record is from RefSeq and is a predicted model, not a curated record. Gene Ontology annotation, biological process: neuropeptide signaling pathway. Gene Ontology annotation, molecular function: neuropeptide binding; melanin-concentrating hormone receptor activity. Lineage: Eukaryota; Metazoa; Chordata; Lepidosauria; Squamata; Varanidae. The coding region runs from base 13 to 1020 and encodes 335 amino acids.
ACCAACGUGAUCAUGCCUAGUUUGUUUGGCAUCAUUUGCUUCCUUGGCAUCGUUGGCAACCUGGUCGUGAUCUACACCAUCAUCAAGAAGAAGAAGCUGCGGUGCAAGCAGACAGUGCCCGACAUCUUCAUUUUCAACCUUUCCAUCGUGGACCUGCUGUUCCUGCUGGGAAUGCCCUUCCUCAUCCACCAGCUCCUCGGCAACGGGGCCUGGUACUUUGGAGCACCGCUCUGCACCAUCAUCACUGCUCUGGACACCAACAGCCAGAUCACCAGCACCAACAUCCUGACGGUCAUGACGCUGGACCGCUACCUGGCCACAGUCCAUCCUCUCAAGUCCACGUACGUCCGGACACCAUCUGUGGCCGCCCUGGUCAUUGGUCUGGUGUGGCUCCUUUCUUUUCUGACCAUCAUCCCUGUGUGGAUGUAUGCUGGGCUGAUGCCUCUGGAAGACGGAACAGUCCGGUGUGCUCUUCUGCUUCCCAAUCCCGAGACUGAUAUCUACUGGUUCACCAUUUACCAGUUCAUGCUGGCUUUCGCUAUUCCACUCCUGGUCAUAUGCAUGGUCUACUUUAAGAUCCUCCAGCACAUGGCUACCACUGUAGUGCCUCUGCCCCAGAGAAGCCUCCGGGCGCGCACCAAGAAGGUCACCCGAAUGGCAGUUGCCAUCUGCUCUGCCUUCUUUAUUUGCUGGGCCCCCUUCUACAUCCUUCAGCUGGUGCAUCUUGGAAUAGACACCCCCUCAGUUGCCUUCUUCUAUGCCUACAACUUUGCCAUUAGCUUGGGCUAUGCCAAUAGUUGCCUCAAUCCUUUCCUCUACGUUGUCCUGAGUGAGGCCUUCAAGCGCCAGUUCAUGGUGGCCAUCCGUCCAGCCAAGGAGCGGUUUCAGGUCAAUAGCAACACCAACAGCACAACAGAGGCCAGUGUGUGCCUGAAGCUCGCCCCAGAAUCUACCCAGCAGAUUCAGUUUUUGGAGGAAUUUUCUCCACACUCCAUGCCUUUGACAGUUGCUGCCCACUAG